GUAGUAUUAUGAAAAUAAGGUUGUAUAUUUACGAGAAUCAUCGUAAAUUUAAGGAGAAGUUUUAUAAGUCGUAUAUUUACAUGGAAAAAUAUUUUACAACAAAGUCGUAUAUGUCAAUCGUAAAAAAUUUAUGAGAAUAAAGUUGUAAUAUCAGGAGUAUUAAGUUGGGUAUCUGCGAGAAUCAUUGUAAAUUUGGUAUAAAGAUGUAUAUGAGAAAACGUGUAUUGUGAAAAUAGUCGUAUAUUCAAGAAUAGGGUUAGGAAUAAAGUUGUAAUACAUACAAGGCGUGCAUUUACAAGAAAAAAAACUUGUAUUACGCGAAUAAAGUUGUAUAUUUAUGAGGAAAAAAACUCCAAAAAUAUUAUGAAAAUAAAGUUUAAACUUGCAGGCAAGUUUUUAUUUAUAACGUGGCAGCAAAACAGAGCACUUGAAGACAAACAGAUUGGCCUUUGGUUAACCCUUCUCACUACCACCUUCCUUACCCCUUUUUCAUAGCUGUCUCUCGCAAUGCCUGUAACAAAAUCACUUUUUUUUGCGGAAAUUCACGACUAUUCUCAAAAUAUCAGAUGAUUAUUGGUAUAUAUAUUCACUAUCUCUCCUUUGGGCAUGUCCCAACCAUCUCAGUCUGGCCUGUAAAGUCCCUCUGAUGGAUUUGUUCCUGAUCCUAUCCAUCCUGGUCACUCCCACCGUGAACCUGAGCAUCCUCAUCUCUACUACCUUCAGUUCUGCUUCCUGUCUUUUCCCCAGUGGCACCAUCUCUAGUCCAAACAACGUGGCUGGUCUCACCACAGUUUUGUAUACGUUUCCUUUCAUUUUAGCUGAAACUCUUCUAUCGCACAUCACCACACUUCUCCACCCGUUCCAUCUUACCUGAAUAUGCUCCUUUUCACAAUCUCCAUUGUUUCCAUCAUAUAUGUUUUUUUUCUUUUUAAACAUACCCCCCCAGCUAAUCCUAGAAAAUAACAUGUAUUUUCUCACUAGUUAUUUCAUUGAUCGUUCACAGAGUUGUCCUUCAGUUCUGUAGUAAAUCUUUCUUCCACAGGGGGGCGCGCAUGUCCAAUGCUUGUGGAGUUGACGUCAUGCAGAAAUGCAUCCUGGAACAUGGAGGCGACUGAUUUGUUUGUUUUUUUUUUCUUUUCUAUCUUGGUCUUUUUUGUUAUAUCAUGAAUUCACCCAACAUCCCACCGUCGAACUCCUGUGUCUUCGUGGGUACACUCACCUUCACGUGAAGAAGGCCCCCAGUCACGCAUGCGCAGGUCCGUCCGCUCGGCGCGCCUCCUGUGCCCGCGCGGCUGUGCGCUCAGUGCGCGUCCGUCAGUCAGAGAGCUACCAUGAUCUUCACCAGAGGACUCUCUCACAGGAACACAGCACCCCAGCCACGGCAGCAUGCCGGGCGGCAAGAGAGGCCUGGUGGCGCCGCAGAACACUUUUCUGGAGAACAUCGUCAGGAGGUCCAGUGAGACGAGCUUCCUGCUGGGCAACGCCCAGAUCGUGGAGUGGCCCGUCGUCUACAGCAAUGACGGAUUCUGCAAGCUGUCUGGAUUCCACCGAGCUGAUGUCAUGCAGAAGAGCAGCACCUGCAGUUUUAUGUACGGAGAACUGACGGACAAGAAGACCAUCGACAAAGUGCGGCAGACCUUCGACAACUAUGAGUCCAACUGCUUUGAGGUCCUCCUCUACAGGAAGAACCGAAGUCCGGUCUGGUUCUACAUGCAAGUGGCUCCCAUCAGGAACGAGAACGACAAGGUGGUCCUGUUCCUGUGCACCUUCAAGGACAUCACUCUCUUCAAGCAGCCCAUCGAGGAUGAAACCACCAAAGGUUGGACCAAGUUCGCGCGUCUGACUCGAGCGCUGACCCAAAACCGUACGACGCUGCAGCAGCUGGCGCCCAUCAGCAAGCAUGAAGUCAGCCAUAAGCAGUCCCGACUGGCCGAGGUCCUGCAGCUCAACUCGGACAUCCUCCCUCAGUACAAGCAGGAAGCCCCCAAGACCCCGCCGCACAUCAUCCUCCACUACUGCACCUUCAAGACCACGUGGGACUGGGUGAUCCUCAUCCUCACCUUCUACACGGCCAUCAUGGUGCCCUACAACGUGUCCUUCAAGACCAAGCAGAACAACAUCGUGUGGCUGGUGCUGGACAGCGUGGUGGACGUCAUCUUCCUGGUGGACAUCGUCCUCAACUUCCACACCACCUUCGUGGGACCCGGCGGAGAGGUCAUCUCCGACCCCAAGCUGAUCCGCAUGAACUACCUGAAGACCUGGUUUGUCAUCGACCUGCUGUCCUGCCUGCCCUAUGACAUCAUCAACGCCUUCGAGAACGUGGAUGAGGGCAUCAGCAGCCUGUUCAGCUCUCUAAAGGUGGUCCGCCUAUUACGUCUGGGCCGGGUGGCAAGGAAACUGGACCACUACCUGGAGUAUGGAGCUGCUGUUCUGGUUCUGCUGGUCUGCGUCUUUGGACUGGUGGCGCACUGGCUAGCCUGCAUCUGGUACAGCAUCGGAGACUACGAGGUGAUUGACGAGGCCACCAACACCAUCAAGAUGGACAGCUGGCUGUACCAGCUGGCCAUCAGCAUCGGCUCGCCCUACCGCUACAACGCCAGCGGUUCUGGCCAAUGGGAGGGAGGCCCCGGCAAGGACUCUUUGUACAUCACGUCGCUCUACUUCACCAUGACCAGCUUGACCACCAUCGGCUUUGGCAACAUCGCUCCCACCACGGACGGGGAGAAGAUCUUCUCGGUGGCCAUGAUGAUGGUGGGAUCUCUGCUCUACGCUACCAUCUUUGGCAACGUGACCACCAUCUUCCAGCAGAUGUACGCCAACACCAACCGCUACCACGAGAUGCUCAACAACGUCAGGGACUUCCUCAAGCUCUACCAGGUCCCCAAAGGCCUGAGCGAGCGCGUCAUGGACUACAUUGUCUCCACGUGGUCCAUGUCCAAAGGCAUCGACACGGAAAAGGUGCUCUCCAUCUGUCCCAAGGACAUGCGGGCCGACAUCUGUGUCCACCUCAACCGCAAGGUGUUCAACGAGCAUCCGGCGUUCCGGCUGGCGAGCGACGGCUGCCUGCGAUCUCUGGCGGUGGAGUUCCAGACCACGCACUGCGCUCCCGGCGACCUCAUUUUUCAUGCCGGGGAGAGCGUGGACACGUUGUGUUUCGUAGUGUCAGGGUCGUUGGAGGUCAUCCAGGACGACGAGGUCAUCGCCAUCUUGGGUAAAGGUGACGUGUUUGGCGACGUCUUCUGGAAAGAAACCACCCUGGCUCACGCGUGCGCUAACGUGCGGGCGCUAACGUACUGCGACCUGCACGUCAUCAAGAGAGAGGCGCUGCUCAAGGUGUUGGACUUCUACACGGCCUUCGCCAACUCCUUCUCCAGGAACCUCAUCCUGACCUGCAACCUGCGCAAGAGGAUCAUCUUCCGCAAGAUCAGCGAGGUGAAGAAGGAGGAGGAGGAGCGCCAGCGAGCCAAGAACGAGGUGCAGCUCACCAUCCCUCAGGAUCAUCCCGUCCGCAAGCUUUUCCAGAAAUUCAAGCAGCAGAAGGAGCUGCGGAACCAAGGCGCCGCCGCCGCCGCCGCCACCGCCGCCACCACCAGCGCCGCCUUGCAUCCGGACCCGGACAAGAACCAGCACCUGCACCCCCACAGCCUGCAGCUGGGCCACUCCAGCCUGCAACACUCCCUGCCGCCCAGCCUGCGGCGGGCGCACCUGCAGAACGGAGCCCCGCCCAGCAGCAGCGUGCUCACCGUGUCUCAGGUGGUCUACAGCGAGACCCCCGCCAAGCAGAAUACCGCGCUGGACCUACGGCCCGGCGAUCCGAGCGUCACCUUGAAGGUGUGCACCAGUCCCCCGCUCAGGACCGGGGGCUGGAUGCGUCUGAAAAGCAACAUGGCGCCCGCCGAGGCCCGCCACGUUGACGGGCUGAGCAACAAGGCCGUUUCCGUGGAGAUGCUCUCCCAGGAGGUCAAAGUUCAAGAGGGAGGGCGGAGCGGGGACAUAGAGGAGGGGGGCGUGUCCGGCGCCAACCCGUUGCGUAAGACCGACUCGUGCGACAGCGGCAUAACCAAGAGCGAGUUACGCAUCGACCGUGCCGGGGAGGUGCGCACCCCCGCCGCCGCCACCCCGCUCCUGCACAGCCCCCCCUCGCUGGCGUCCCCUCACCCCUUCUGCCCCGUCCCCGAGCAGGCCCUGCAGGCGGCGCUGCACGAGACCCGGCUGGAGCUCCGGGAGAACAUCCACAGUCUGGGGGGGCGUCUGGGGGCGCUGGAGGGUCAGGUGGCCGAGAUCAUAAAACUCCUCUCAGACAAGCGCAGGGUGACUACGGCGCCCCCGGCCGCCCCGGCCCCGGCCCCCACCCCGAAGACCAAAGUACGACGGCAAGACAUUUUUACGGUUUCCAGGCCGGUCUCGCCGGACUCUGAAGACAGCUGAGCCAGCGAGGUGGACGAACCAGACCCCCGGAAUCCUGGGUCCAGGCUCCUGGGUCCUGGGUCCACGUUGCUGCUAAACGUUUGCACACUGAUUGUACAUACCCGUCUAUGCAUGUCCAGCUGGAUUCUGGCCUGCCACACACACACACACACACACACACACACACACACACACACACUCGGUGCAUGCAGAGGAACGUUUAAUGGACGUCAAACACGUUUUUCAGACGUGGACAUCCAGGGUUAGCAUACUGGUAGCGCUACAAAGACGGAAGGAGCAUGUCUCAAAGUCUGCCCUCUCUUUCACUUCUUCUUGUUGCCUGCUACGUGAAAUACUACAUCAGCCCAAAGAUUGACGUGUCUUUUCUAUAUCGAUUAACCAUCCUGUCUACUUCUGGUGGCGCUCACGUCCUCUGCUAAAAAGGUUUGUUAGCGUUAGCUCGCAUGGAGCAGCGAGAGCAUCCCAGAGAAACGCUAGGUUAUUUUUAUACGCUAAUAACGAUACACUGAAACACAAUAUUAGCUACAAGUCAUCCAAGUACGAGUCACUGUCAUAGACCUUCCAUUAGGAGCACCUCAAGGCUCCCCUUUAGGUCCCUUUUGUAGUCAUUGUACUUUAUAUACUGUACAUUUAUAUAGCUAACACACAAACGCUAUGACAGGAAAUGAAACCAGUAUGAAACCAUACUGUGUUCACACUGCAGGGUAUGUUACUUUGUUACUUUGUUACUUUGUUAUUUUGUUACUUUGUUACUUUGCUACUUUGUUACUUUGCUACUUUGUUACUUUGUUACUUUGUUACUUUGUUACUUUGCUACUUUGCUACUUUACUUUGUUACUUUGUUACUUUGCUACUUUACUUUGUUACUUUGCUACUUUGUUACUUUGCUACUUUGUU
Messenger RNA from Doryrhamphus excisus (bluestripe pipefish), 5325 nucleotides. The record is from RefSeq and is a predicted model, not a curated record. Lineage: Eukaryota; Metazoa; Chordata; Actinopteri; Syngnathiformes; Syngnathidae.